AUGGUCACCAUUAGCUUGGUGACACUAAAGUUCAGAUCUCAGCAACUGGCAGAUCUCCUGGAAACUGUCAACAGGUCAUUUUACAGGAUGCAAUUUCUCGCGGGGAUGUGGAUUGUGGCCUUAGGGUGCACGGUGGUGCUCUCGGCUCCUGCAGAUCAAAAUUCUGCUGUCCAGGUUCCAGAUGCUCCAGCUGCUGAUGUAGGCCUUGCUCCAGAGGUCGUUAAAUCAACUGAUGUCAGUGAUGAAACCUCUCUGAAAUCUGCAAAUGAUUUCUCUGCAAUUGAUGUACAGCCGAGUAUUGUCUUGACGCCGGACGGCAACCUAAAAGCUGAGGUUAUAGUUCCUGUCUCAUCUUUGAAAUCCGGUAUCCAGGGGAAUACAACGAAAUCCACUCAACUUAUCUCACAAUUGAUCGUUAAUUUGCUCAAGGUUCCUAUUAAUGUCAUUACUACUGUGGUUGAGUCAAUAUUUAAUGGGAUCCCAACCACUCAGGCCGGUGGGCAAGUUACCGUCACUCAGACUUCUCCUGCAGUCGCCAAGACGUAGUGAGGUUACGACACACCAUG
Homalodisca vitripennis (glassy-winged sharpshooter) is the source of this 566-nucleotide messenger RNA. RefSeq lists its product as uncharacterized. The record is from RefSeq and is a predicted model, not a curated record. The transcript has 4 exons. The coding region runs from base 1 to 546 and encodes 181 amino acids. Lineage: Eukaryota; Metazoa; Arthropoda; Insecta; Hemiptera; Cicadellidae.